This is a messenger RNA of Carya illinoinensis, 3456 nucleotides long. RefSeq names its product pentatricopeptide repeat-containing protein At3g29230. Gene Ontology annotation, biological process: RNA modification. The transcript is spliced from 4 exons. Gene Ontology annotation, molecular function: protein binding; RNA binding. Bases 180 to 1982 code for a protein of 600 amino acids. NCBI's taxonomy places the organism in Eukaryota, Viridiplantae, Streptophyta, Magnoliopsida, Fagales, Juglandaceae. The record is from RefSeq and is a predicted model, not a curated record.
AUCACUUGUAUAUGUUUUAAACUCCCGAGCUUAUCCUCUAUUUGUUAGUCUGUGAACCACCACGUUCUCUCGCGUUUUCAUAAUCCUUUUGCUUGCUGCAAUCUCAUUCCCGUUUCAAUUUUCAACCUGCCUCUGCUAAGAAACUCCAGGUACCCUUUUUGUUUCCUCGUCGAACCCAAAUGCAAACUUCCAUGCCAACCCGAACCCCAACAUGGGUUUCAGGACGAAGACUCUUGGAAGAAAAGCUCUCGGACCUCCACAAGUGCGCCAAUCUCGACCACAUAAAGCAAGUCCAUGCCCAGGUUCUCAAAGCUGAUCUUCAUAGGGACGUCUUUGUAGCUCCAAAGCUCAUAGCGGCUUUCUCUUUGUGCCGUCAAAUGGUGCUGGCAAUUAAUGCAUUCAAUCAAGUCCAAGAACCCAAUGUUCAUUUGUAUAAUACGCUGAUCAGAGCCCAUGUUCAGAACUCUCAGUCGUCACAAGCCUUUGCAACUUUCUUCGAAAUGCAGAAUAGUGGGGUUUAUCCUGAUAAUUUCACGUACCCAUUUCUUCUUAAAGCGUGUUUUGGCCAAUCUUAUUUGCGUUUGAUCCAAAUGAUUCAUACCCAUAUUGAAAAAUUUGGAUUUUGUUCCGACAUUUUUGUGCCCAAUUCGCUUAUUGAUUGUUAUUCCAAAUGUGGUCCGGUUGGUGUUAAGGCGGCGAGAAAGUUGUUUAAGGUGAUGGCGGAGAAAGAUAUCGUGUCUUGGAAUUCUAUGAUUGGUGGUUUAGUUAGAGCCGGCGAGUUGGGGGAGGCUCGCGGGUUGUUUAAUGAAAUGCCGAAGAGGGAUACGGUUAGUUGGAAUACAAUAUUAGACGGCUAUGCAAAAGCUGGAGAAAUGAACAGGGCGUUUGAAUUGUUUGAGAAGAUGCCUGAGAGGAAUGUUGUUUCUUGGUGUACCAUGGUAUCGGGUUACUGUAAAGAUGGGGAUUUGGAUAUGGCAAGAAUGUUAUUUGAUAAGAUGCCAGUUAAGACCUUGGUUCCUUGGACAAUUAUUAUAUCUGGUUAUGCUGAAAAGGGGCUCGCAAAUGAGGCCAUUAGCUUGUACAAUAAAAUGGAGGAGGCUGGGUUGAAGCCUGAUGAUGGGGCUCUUAUUAGCAUUUUGGCUGCUUGUGCAGAGUCUGGUUUGCUUGGAUUGGGUCAGAAAGUUCACGCCUCUAUUAAGAGGAUUAAGUAUAAGUGUAGUGCUCCAGUAUCAAAUGCAUUGGUCGAUAUGUAUGCAAAGUGUGGUAGCUUAGACGAGGCAUAUAUCGUCUUUAAUGGAAUGACAAAGAGAGAGGUGGUAUCCUGGAAUGCCAUGCUUCAAGGAUUUGCUAUGCAUGGACAUGGCGAGAAAGCGCUUCAGCUUUUCUCUAGAAUGAAACACGAAGGGUUUGAACCGGAUAAAGUAACCCUCGUUGGUGUUUUAUGUGCUUGCACACAUGCAGGCUUUGUGGAGGAGGGUGUUCAAUACUUCUACACGAUGGAGAGUAAGUAUAAGAUAGUUCCCGAAGUUGAGCAUUAUGGUUGCAUGAUCGACCUCUUGGGUCGUGGGGGGCGUCUUAAGGAAGCUUUUAGGCUUGUGCGUAGCAUGCCAAUGGAACCAAAUGCCAUUAUUUGGGGAACCCUUUUGGGAGCGUGUCGUAUGCAUGAUGAUGUAGAUCUUGCCAGGCAGGUUUUGGAUCGCCUGAUUCAAUUAGAACCAUCAGAUCCUGGAAAUUUUUCUAUGUUGUCGAACAUAUAUGCUGCAGCUGGAGAUUGGGAUAGUGUUUCCAAUGUAAGGCUGCGAAUGAGGAAUACAGGAAUCAAAAAACCAUCAGGGGCUAGUUCUAUAGAGGUCGAUGAUGAGCUCCAUGAAUUUACGGUAUUUGAUAGAUCGCACCCUAAAUCUGAGAAAAUAUAUCAGAUGAUUGAUAGAUUGGUUCAGGACCUUAAGCAGGUUGGAUACGUCCCAAAGGCAUACCAAUAACAGGGGAUGCGUAUGGUGGUUUUGAUACACUGCUGAACUGGUGCUUUUAUUGCUACCGUACUCACUUUAAGCCGCAGUGCCACUUCUGUGAAACCUGGUUUUGGGGAACAUUUCACGUAAUAGUUCCCAAAAAGACUUCUAUUUACUGUAUGUAUUUUGGCACAGAUCCAUCCUUGCUAAGAAACGAUAGGGAUGGUGUGAUUUAUUUUUCAAAUAUGUACACUUAUUAGAUUUGUAGACACUAUCCAUUUUUAAUUUUAUCUCGGCUGUUCAAAACUAAAGUUUCUCUUCCAACAUUUUUGGACCGACUCAUAAACUUCUCUGUCAGCAGCCUGAAUUCGGCUGUGAUUCAUAACAUCAAAACGUAGCUCUACUUCGAGAUUGUUGUAAUUAUAGGGGUGUUUAAAUUAUUUAUCAUGAGAUAGGAUAUGGCCAAUGUUAUUGCAUUUAAAAAUGAUUCCAUCGACAUAUCUUCCUAAAGCGAGUCUCUUUUACAAAAUUGUAUCCAAUCUUGCACUGAUGUUCUAUUCGUUUCAUAUCUCUUCCAUUGGCCUUAACACUUGUCGCCUCCUUCUGAUUUGCCUUUUUUCAAAACUCCAAACUCGGCCCUUUUCUUUUCAUUUUUUUAAUUUUUAUAUUUUUUUAAAUUUUUUAUUGGCUUUAAUCGGAAGUCUAUACUGUCCACUGGUAUACUGCUAUGUGUAACAUCAAGAAAUUUCUUCCCAUUACGUCGAAUACCGUGACUUCACAAGUUGGUACUCCAGUCGGAAAGCAACUGCAACAACAAUUUUGUUCCCAUUGUUCAUUCCAUCUGUAAGCUUCAUCAACAUCAUACCAACAAGGUUUUCUCGUGGUUCAGUCCAGACCACUCUUCCCCCAAACAAGAAGCAGAGAAGUGGCCGUCUUUAUGGUUCUUUGAUGAUCAAAUUAUGGACCUUCAAAGAUAUUAAUCAAAUAGAAAUGAAGAAGCUCAGCAGCGUAAGAGGAGAAAAAGGGAUGCAGAGGAGAGUUUGCAGGGUCUUCAGGGUCAUCUGCGAAGUGUAAAGAGGAGAUGUCAGGAUGCAGAGCAUGAUAUGGGGGCGAAGAAACUCACACUGCAAGAUGUAAAGAAUUCAUUUGCUGCUGAAGCUAGCUAGUUCAUCAGCUGCAUCAAAAGUUGACGAGCUUCAUCAAGAAAUCUCAUUUUGUUCACUGAUUAUCGUGUUUGCAUUUAUUGACACACAUCUAUGUAUUUAUGUUUUCUUACAUAUGGUCCUGUUGGUAGUAAUUUCUAGAAAGUCUGUGAGGAGAUACAAGAGAAGGAAAUCUUGCUGGAAAAGCUCCGAACCAGAAUGAAUGAAGCUGAAAUGAAGGCCAAUGAUGUUAAAGUAUCAUUUGAGAAUCUGUGUGAGUCAGCAAAAGGGGACAUGAUGCAUUUGACAAAUCAGAGAAUGAUCUUAUAACGCUUGAACAAGCGCUUCUUGAUGAAGAAUAG